Molecule: messenger RNA, 382 nt
Organism: Staurois parvus
Lineage: Eukaryota; Metazoa; Chordata; Amphibia; Anura; Ranidae
Source: the annotation of a GenBank genome assembly
AUGUACACAGAUCAUCAGAGCACUGAUGAUCAGUGUAGCCCUGAUAAUCUGUGUAGCCCCAGCAGUGCCACCUGUCACUGUCCAUCAGUGCCAGCUGUCAGUGCUCAUCCAUGCCACCUGCCAGUGCUCAUCAGCACCACAUCAGUGCCACAUUUCAGUGCCUACCAUCAGUGCCGCCUAUCAGUGCUGCCAGUCAGUGCCGCCUAUCAGUGCUGCCAGUCAGUGCCGCCUAUCAGUGCUGCCAGUCAGUGCCAUAUAUGAGUGCUGCCUGUCAAUGCCCAUCAGUGCCACCUACCAAUGCCUCAUCAGUGCCACCUAUCAGUGUCCAUCAGUGCAGCCUAUCAGUGCCCAUCACUACAGCCUCAUUAGCGCACAUUUGUGA